ACAGCUGCUGACUGAAGCUUCCUCAUCUCCUUCCAAUUCCCCCAGAACUUCUACUAUAAAACCCCACAUACCCACGCUAUUCUCUUCACUUCCAUACUCGAGCUGUUUUUCAUUUCUCAUCUCUAUAUUCGCAUUCAAUGGCUUCUCCUUCUACUUCAAAUCUUUCACCAAAGUUGCUCUUGCUCUCUCUUCUGUUUGGUUCCUUUGUGGUUGCUUCUGUUGGUAACUUGUACCAAGAUUUGGAUAUCACUUGGGGUGAUGGCAGAGCCAAGAUCCUCGACAAUGGACAGCUUCUUACUCUCUCCCUUGACAAAGCCUCUGGCUCUGGCUUCCAGUCCCAGGAUGAAUAUCUGUUUGGGAAGAUUGAUAUGCAGCUGAAGCUUGUGCCUGGUAACUCUGCUGGCACAGUCACUGCCUACUAUCUAUCUUCACAAGGGCCUACCCAUGAUGAGAUAGAUUUUGAAUUCUUGGGGAAUCUCAGUGGGGAUCCAUACAUUCUUCACACUAAUGUGUUCAGCCAAGGCAAGGGAAACAGAGAGCAGCAGUUCUACCUCUGGUUCGACCCUACUGCCGAUUUCCACACAUAUUCUGUUCUCUGGAAUCCUCAGCGCAUUAUCUUCUCUGUGGAUGGCACCCCCAUCAGAGAGUUCAAGAACUCAGAGUCCAUAGGUGUUCCAUACCCCAAGAACCAGCCCAUGAGGAUAUACUCCAGUCUCUGGAAUGCUGAUGACUGGGCAACAAGAGGUGGGCUGGUGAAGACAGACUGGAGCCUAGCCCCCUUCACAGCCUCCUACAGGAACUUCAAUGCCAAUGCAUGUGUUUGGUCCUCUGGAUCAUCUUCUUGCAGUUCAAACUCUCCAUCUUCUACCUCCACCAAUGGUGGAUGGUACUCACAGGAGCUUGAUUCCACAAGCCAAGAGAGAAUGAAAUGGGUGCAGAAGAACUACAUGAUCUACAAUUACUGCACAGACACAAAGCGAUUCCCACAAGGCCUUCCUCUUGAAUGCACUGCCACUACCACGUCCUAGAAAGAACCGAAUCUAAGUCCAUUCAAUCAAUUCUAUUCUUUCAUUCUUUAUCAUUAUAGUUGCUGUUACAGCAGCAGAAACAUCAUACUGUUUACAUUGUAAUAUAUGAGCCAAUUCGGAUAAUAAAAGAUUCUUUAUGAAUGA
This is a messenger RNA of Vitis vinifera (wine grape), 1172 nucleotides long. Its product is annotated as probable xyloglucan endotransglucosylase/hydrolase protein 23. The record is from RefSeq and is a predicted model, not a curated record. Gene Ontology annotation, cellular component: apoplast; cell wall. Gene Ontology annotation, molecular function: xyloglucan:xyloglucosyl transferase activity; hydrolase activity, hydrolyzing O-glycosyl compounds. Bases 138 to 1028 code for a protein of 296 amino acids. Gene Ontology annotation, biological process: cell wall biogenesis; xyloglucan metabolic process. The transcript is spliced from 3 exons. NCBI's taxonomy places the organism in Eukaryota, Viridiplantae, Streptophyta, Magnoliopsida, Vitales, Vitaceae.